AAUUGAUUUACACUUUACACCUACAAAAGUGUGUCACUGUGUGUAUUUUAUGCGCACCCAUGGCAGCAGUCACCAGUUGUCUUCCUGUUUCAGCAACUAUUCUUCUUCUUCUUCUUCUUUUCCUUUCCCCUAACUCCAUUGCUGUCCCGAUCUCAAGAACAAGAAACCUCAUGGAUGAACGAUCACUUGGACAUCACAAAGUUUCAGGCUAUAUCCCAUUGGAGAAGGUAAAGGAAAGUUUGGAGAUCAGUGAGAGCAAUGAUAUAAGCGAAAGAAUGAAUCUUGAAGUGAACGAUUAUCCAGGAUCUGGUGCAAACAACCGCCACACGCCAAGGCCAUAGCAAGGGACAAGAUCAUAUUUCAAACGACAUAUGAAACUAGAAGCAACAUAAAUAGAGUACUAGCUACUAGAGUGUUAUUUAGUUAAUGAUACGUACGACAAAAUCAGGCUAAGUAAAUUACUACCUAACUACCUACAAUCAUACAAUUCAUGCU
Messenger RNA from Lactuca virosa, 495 nucleotides. Lineage: Eukaryota; Viridiplantae; Streptophyta; Magnoliopsida; Asterales; Asteraceae. The record is from the annotation of a GenBank genome assembly.